GAAAGCGGUGCGGGGUGUCCGUUACACGGCAACGACGUGGGGCAGGGUGCCUUAGACAUGUCGGGGGACGGGAAGCGGGGCUGUAGGAUGAAGAUCGUGAGCUGGAAUAUAAACGGGAUCCGGGCAACUCGAGUGGGGCUGAAGGAAAUCCUCGACUCGCUGGACGCAGAUGUCGUCUGUCUGCAGGAGACUAAAGUGACCAGGGACCUGCUGGAUGAACCCUCCGCCAUAAUAGAAGGCUACAACUCCUACUUCAGCUUCAGCCGUGCAAGAAGUGGAUAUUCAGGAGUGGCCACAUUCUGUAAGAACAGCGCAGUUCCACUAGCGGCAGAGGAGGGGCUAUCGGGACAGCUCGCCGGUCAGAAGGGAUCUGUUGGCUGCUAUGGCAACACGGAGGAGUUCUCGGAGGAGGAGCUGCUGUCUCUGGACCAAGAAGGAAGAACAGUCAUCACACAGCACAGGAUCCUCCAUGUGAUUGUCCUGGGAGAUGUGAACACCUCGCACAAGCCCAUCGACCACUGUGAUCCAGAUGAUCUGGAAGCCUUUGCAGAGAACCCGGGACGUCAUUGGUUGAACCAGUUCCUCUGUGACCCAGCCGUGGCUAAAUCAAGUGAUGGCGGUCCACCAGAAGGAGGCCUUUUCUUGGAUACCUUCCGUUACUUCCACUCCACUCAGAGAAAUGCCUUCACUUGCUGGCACUCUGCCUCAGGGGCCCGACAGACCAACUACGGCACCCGCAUUGACUACAUUCUGGGUAACGGAAGCCUGGUUGAGACGGAAUUCGCGGAUUGCGUUAUUAUGCCGGAGGUGGAAGGAUCUGACCAUUGUCCGGUGAAGGGAUUUCUGAAAUGUAGGCCGCUUGCAGCAGAUAGAUGUCCUCCUCUCUGUACUAAAUACCUCCCGGAGUUCGCAGGGCGGCAGCAGAAGCUGUCUCAGUUUUUCGUGAUUAGGAACAAAGACCUUUCAGACUCCGGUGCGGAAACGAAGGACCCGUCGGGGUCUCAGUCUUCCACGGAAGGAUCUGAUCCAGUUUCCGCCCGGAAGAGGACACAAGGAAAAGUGAACGGGACUGUUGGAAAGAAGAACAAGGCGGACAGCAAGGGCGGGCAAGGCAGCCUGCUUGGGUUUUUUAGGCCGGCGGCACAGAAGGGAACUGCUUCACAGUCGCAAACUAACACCGAUAAAGUGGAACCCGGAAAAGAGCUUCCCCGAGGUACAGAAGACGUUCCAUUUGCGCCUCAGAACGUUAACCAACAACAAGCAACCUUUUGGAAGUCUUUGCUUAAAGGACCACCACCUCCACCCAACUGUAAAGGCCACGGGGAGCCCUGCGUCUCGCGGACGGUGAAGAAGGCCGGUCCUAACUGCGGACGCCAGUUCUACGUGUGCGCACGUCCCGUAGGGCAUUCGUCCAACCCGCAGGCCCGGUGCAACUUUUUCCUUUGGGUCAACAAGAAGAAUGGCGCGGAUGGAUGACAAAGGA
Messenger RNA from Nanorana parkeri, 1483 nucleotides. RefSeq names its product apurinic/apyrimidinic endodeoxyribonuclease 2 (gene APEX2). Lineage: Eukaryota; Metazoa; Chordata; Amphibia; Anura; Dicroglossidae. The transcript has 6 exons. Bases 58 to 1476 code for a protein of 472 amino acids. Gene Ontology annotation, cellular component: nucleus. The record is from RefSeq and is a predicted model, not a curated record. Gene Ontology annotation, molecular function: endonuclease activity; phosphoric diester hydrolase activity; DNA-(apurinic or apyrimidinic site) endonuclease activity. Gene Ontology annotation, biological process: base-excision repair.